AUGAAUUUCCUCCGGAGGCGUCUCUCAGACAGUAGUUUUGUGGCAAAUUUGCCCAAUGGCUACAUGAUGGACUUGCAGCGCCCUGACAACUCCACGAGCUCCCCGGUUUCUCCUGCCAUGGAGAGAAAGCAUCCGCAGCCACCGCAGCCCUCGCACUCUUCCUCUACUGGCACCAGCAUCUUCAGCUCCAUCUCCAGUGCCAUGAAGCAAACCACGCAAGCGGCUGCAGGACUAAUCGAUCACUCAACCAGCCCCACACCACCUGUGGCCCAGAAACCCAAGAUCCUCCUGGUGAUCGAUGAUGCGCACACAGACUGGGCCAAAUAUUUCCAGGGAAAGAAGGUGAAUGGAGAAUUUGAUAUCCGAGUGGAACAGGCUGAGUUCUCCGAGCUGAACCUGGCUGCUUAUGUCACAGGCGGCUGCAUGGUGGACAUGCAGGUCAUGAGGAACAGCACCAAGGUGGUAAGGUCCUUUAAGCCCGACUUUGUUCUGAUCCGGCAGCAUGCCUACAGCAUGGCACUGGGAGAGGAUUUCCGCAGCCUCAUCAUCGGCCUCCAGUAUGGGGGCAUCCACACAGUCAACUCCCUCUACUCCAUCUACAACUUCUGCAGCAAGCCCUGGGUG
This is a messenger RNA of Mesitornis unicolor (brown roatelo), 624 nucleotides long. RefSeq names its product synapsin-3-like. Gene Ontology annotation, cellular component: synaptic vesicle membrane; synaptic vesicle. Lineage: Eukaryota; Metazoa; Chordata; Aves; Mesitornithiformes; Mesitornithidae. The transcript has 4 exons. The annotation marks the transcript as partial. Gene Ontology annotation, biological process: neurotransmitter secretion. The record is from RefSeq and is a predicted model, not a curated record.